GAACAUUUUUUCACUUGUUAUUUACAGUAAGAUAAAUACAUUCACCAACUUUUAUUAAAAUAAAACCAUUUAAACUGGGUGUUCGGAUUUAUAUGUCACUUAGUAUACUUUCCAAAAAUUUCUGGAGCAUAACAAGUAUCUUCAAAAUUUGAGGAAAAACACCUUAGUUUGGCAACCUUGUAUAGAUGUCUCUAAUGUAGUGAUGGUCUUUUAAAUUCGAUAUCGAAUCUUUUUGGUCGCACCGUUGUCUUGAAGGACCGAAAACGUAUGUUUUGAUUAUUUAAUCCAAAUGACGCAACUUGGUGUAAUCAGGGCCACCAACAUAGACCUUAUAAAUUCCCUAGAGGUUACGUGCAAAGUUUAAAACGACCAGGCACAAGGCAGGUUUUUGUAAAUGUAAGUGGAUUUUCACAGGUGUUACAAGUAUUUCAUUUUUGCAAAACAUAACAAAGCUUGUAACUUCGUAUCCUUGAUGCUAUGAAAAAUAAUGCUGAUAACCUUCACGAGACUAGACUAGUUAAAUUUAUCCUAAGAUAAACAUUCUCUGGAAGAUGCCUUCAGGAUUUGUAUAUUCCUUAAUUUUAAUAGUGGUUUUGAUUGUUGCAGACAUAUUUUGUGUAAACAUCAGAGGUCAAAAUCAAAACAAUGCUUGGAGUACCCCAAACAGCACUCAAUAUACGUCGAACGGUCCUCAAUUUAAUCAAAAAUCAACUACCCCUUGGCCUGCAUUGGGACAAAGACCUCAACAACGCAAUGCUGCAUUAUCUAAUACCAAAAGAGAGCCUACAUGGGUAAGGCCUAAUAAUGGGACAAUAUGGGUACGGAAUAAUCCGUCUGGUCAGAAUCAAAAUAAUAACCAAGCACAAAACGGCCAGAGAAUACAAGCAAAUCUUGAUAGAGGCUUGACUAGUAACUACAAUGUGCAGUUUAUAAAUAAUGAAAAGAAUACUGGUUUAAAUUUACAUAGUGAUAAAAAUUCUGCCCAAAAUGCUCUUCUUGAUGCUCUUAAUGUUGGUAACAGGGGUUUACAACCUGGUCAAUCUAGAGCAACUGAUGUGGGUCAAGGCACAACACAAAUUGCUGGCACUGAUUCAAACAAAAAAAACAUACUGACUGAACCAUCCACAGGGUUUAGAGGACAAGAUAAUCAUGGGGAUGAUAACGUUGAUGCAAAGCAAGCAGAUUCUGGUGUUGAAGACUAUGAGCUAAGAGAGUUUUCCGAGGAACUCUUGGGCAAAGAUGUUAACAAUCCAAAUAGACAUGUUAUGAUUAAUUUGCAAGGAAAAACUACAUCUAGAUCUUCCAAAGAUGAAGCACCAUUACCGCUUCUGAAUAUCAGCCAGGCUGUUUAUGACAUGCCUUCAGUUUCCAAACUGGUGACUUUAUUUAACAACUACAUCUUGGAGACUAACCAGAAUGAAGUAUCUACGCCACAAGAGAAAAUAGAAGAAAACGAUCUGCUGGAUACAAUUUUACCAACACCUGUAAUGCAACAUACAAGGAAUUUCCUCAUUAAAAAAGGAAAGCUUGGAAAGGACCCUAAAGAAUUCAAAGAUUUGAUGAGACUGAUAUGGUUCAAUAUGUACUCUAGACAGAACGGAAGAAUAGGUUCUAGCGGCUUUGAACACAUUUUCUUAGCUGAGCUAAAGAAUAAUCAGGUAUCAGGGCUGCACAAUUGGUUGUAUUUCCACGAGGAGGAAAAGAAGAAUAAUGCCAAUUAUCUGGGUUAUAUGAAAAAGAUUGAUCUAGGCAAUAAGGGUUCCGUGUUGAAGUGCCACUUCGUCUUCCACAACGUCGACAAACCUGUAGGAUCGAUGUUCAUCGGAACUAGCCCGGAGUUAGAAAUGGCACUGUACACUACAUGUUUUGUUCUGCGCGCUGACAAAAUUUGUCCUCUAAAAAUGAACGGAAACCGUUUCGUAAUUAGAACGUACACUUACAGGUACAGAGGAAAAAAUAUGAUUGGCAGCGCUUUCCCUGACAUCUGAAUACGAAUUUUCCUCAGCGUGUCUACCAGCGGAUUAUUUGAUAUGUUACGUAAAUUAAAUUGCUGAGACAAAGACUGAACCUCCUGAAUGUGUCAACGAUAAAUAAAAUACUCUGAAUAUCUAAGGUCUCAAAUUAUAGAAAAAGUUAAAACAUCUAUAAAAUGGUGGCGCUUUCUGUUAUACUGGUGCUUAUUUUGAAUGAACACCGUCUGUAUUUUUCAAUUUUUGAAAUCUUUGCAUACUUCUAAAUACAUUCCAUGUAUUCCAUCCGAUACGUAACUCGAACCGUUUUUGAGAAAUAUCGAAUUUUAUGUAAAAAAUGACAAAGGAAGGUCCAUAAACGCCUAUCACUUUUACGCAUGUUUAUUUCUUUUUUUCAAAACUGAAUAAAACCCAUUGCAUGACUCAGAGCAUUUUUAUUUGUUUUUUAUAAUGUAGGCACAUGCCUAAAGUUUUGUUUUACAUAGU
This is a messenger RNA of Acanthoscelides obtectus, 2456 nucleotides long. NCBI's taxonomy places the organism in Eukaryota, Metazoa, Arthropoda, Insecta, Coleoptera, Chrysomelidae. The record is from the annotation of a GenBank genome assembly.